Messenger RNA from Caenorhabditis auriculariae, 14400 nucleotides. Lineage: Eukaryota; Metazoa; Nematoda; Chromadorea; Rhabditida; Rhabditidae. The record is from the annotation of a GenBank genome assembly.
AUGCGUUUCGUGCUGAGACUCCUGCUUGUCGCCCUCGUCGCCUUGUUCGCCGUCAGCAGGGCAGGUGUGUGAAGUGUUGCUGGGUUUAGGAGUUUGGCGGGUUAACAGCUUUAAAGAGUCUUAAGGGGUAUUUUUCAAAAUUGGGAUUUCUUAAGGUACUUUUUGGCCCUUUCUCUUGCUAGACUGUAUCAAAGCUUUUUAAGCGGGUUUUUGGGUUUUUCUAUGACCUUGUCGGUGUUGGAUGGAAGAGGGGGGACUGUUUCAAGUCGUGGAAAAUAGAAAAAAUGUAGAAGUUCGACGAAAUGAUCGUCUCCUUGUUCGGCGGCAGCAUGGCAUGUGUAUUCAGGAGGGAUGGCUCAGAAGGUUCUUGAGAAACUUUAGAUGUCAUCAGAACUCUUGAAGGUUUCUAUUUGAAUUUUAAAAUCGGUAUAAAGGUACAUUAAGGUGUUAAAAGUCUAAGGGGUUAUCAUUUCAUUUAAAAACUGCUCAAGGUAUUUUUAGCAUUUUUCCUUGUUGGACAGUGUUUUCGAGCUAUUUUUUGGCACAUGGAUUUUUCUCAUUUUACUGGGACCUUGUCUGUUUUUUUUGGGAAUACAUACGGACUGUUAAAAAUCGGUGAGAAUGAAGUGAAUUUCUCAUAUUUGCCAUGCUAAGAUUUAGAUUUUUUUUUUGAAGAUUUUCAGAGAAGUUUUUUGAGUUUUGAGAAUGAUGGAAUCUGAACAUUUUCACUCUAGAAGUAAAUUUUUCAAUUAUUCAAACAGAAUUGCCUAGAAAGGUUCUUUUUCGGUAUUAUAACUUUUUUUUAAAAGUCGACGAGAUUUUUUGAACGUCAAAAUAAAAUUUUUCAUUUUUGAAAAUUCUUUUUUCUUUCAAUCUGAGACUUCUACUUCAAAGUAUACUACGACCAAACAAAUUUUCAAUAUCUGACAGAAAGAUUCAUAGGAUAAUGUAUGAAUGAGCCAAAAGUUGUAGGGAUUCACAAGAUAUUUUAUUUUUCCUGUUUCCAAUUUGAAAACACGUGCUGAAGCCAGAAAAGUCAUUUAUAGGAUUUGCUAUGUGUUUUUUAUUAUCACCAUUGUUUUUUUGAUAUUUUUGGAAGCUCUACAUUUUUUGGAAAAACUUGAAAAAUUUUCCAGACGGCUUUCGAGCUGUUUUUCUUGGAUUAAUCAUUCUGGUGGUCCAUUUUUUGGGUCAUCAAGGCUUGACUUGAAUUCUUGAUUUCACCCACGUUUUUUUGACUUUUUUUUUCGAAUCUUUUCGGAUUUCAUUAGUUUUCGUAGUGGAAAGAUUGAGUAUGAACUUGAAAAACUUCUUUAAAACUUUUUAAUGUUUUUUGAACGUUGAAGGAGCUCCCUUUUUUUCUUUUUGAAUAGUCUAAAAAAAUGACCCAAUUUAUUUUCCUGGUACCCUGGAAACGUCUAAAAAAUGGAGACGCUGAAGUUUUCGUUUCUAUGAACAUUGGGAAUUUUUUGCAACUUCCGAGAUUUUUUAAAAUUUUAAACGGUGAACUUAAAAAAUUCCAAUCAACCUAUUUUUUGCCCAAAAAAAGAACCCGGGUUCCUCCAAGAUCUUCGAAAAAAAGCUAUUCAGAAAAAUCGUUGAGAAUUUUCAAAGUUCUGGAUUUUUUCUACUAGGUUCUAAGCUUAUGAAAAAAACUUCUAGAAUAACUUUAGAACUUUAUGAUUUACCUAUAAAUUUUCUAGGAACCUUAUGAACUUUUUUUGAAAAAAAGUAAUUUAUUUUUUUGAAGCCAAUUUCUUGAAGUUAGAAGCUUGUGAAGAACUAAUCAAACCCGAACUUAUUGAUUUUAGCGAUUUUUUUAAAAAAAUUCAUAGGCUUUCUCAGGGACGAACGGGGAUUCAAAAAUUCCCUUUUUUUCGAAUUUAUAUAUGUAACUUGGCCUUGUAGAAGAACUGAUUUUUAACUUUUAGCUUGAUUUGAACUGAAAAAUAUUCUUCGAGGAAAAUUUUCAAUUUUCGUAGUUGCAAGGAACUCUGAAACUUUCAGCUCGAAAAAACCCACCCGGAAUUUUGCCAAAAGCAAAAAAAAAAAAGGUCGCGACCUUUCUGAAGAUUGCAAAAUUAGUACUUUCGAGUCGUUUUACGCAUUCUGAAAAAAACUCGUUUCUCUAUCUUUUGAACUUUAUCUUCUAUUUUUGGUGAAAACAGCCGGAAACGUGUCGUCUUUUUUCUAGAAAUUAUCAUUUAUCAAAAUAACCGAAAGAAUGGAAAGUGCGCACCUUUUUGAUUGUUGAUAUUUUUCGAUGAUAAUCUUCGGCUUAAUCUUCCUGUACCGUACCGGAUUUGCGUCGUUGAAGCGCACUUUCUGCGAUAAAAAUAUUUGGGUUUGGGAAUAAUGAGUUGGCGUUGUAAUGAAGAGGGGGUGGACUGAUUUUUGGACUCAAAUGAAAGAUUUUUUUGAAAUUUAUGAAUUGCUCCCGGUUUUUCUCCCUCGGGAGGAAAUCCUGAGUAAACGCGAGGUUAACGGGAUAAAAAUCUUUUGUAUUGAUCCCGAAUUUCUCCCGCGGGAUUCCAAAUUCCUACCUCGGGGGAUAAAUUUGAGCGCCUGAGAUCGAAGUCGAAGUCGUCGAAAACUAUCAAGAUUUUUUUGGUCCACUAAAAAAAUUUUUUUAGAGGAUUUUUUUCCCGUCCCUUUCUUCAAAUAAAAACAACUUUUAUAGCCAUUUUUUUGUUGAACUUAAAAAAUUUUUUUUUAUUUUACAAUUUUUUUCAUUCAGAAGUUAUAAGCCAGAGUUUUUUUCAGAAUUGAAAAAAAUAAUAACUUGAAUUUUGUUCAAAUUUGAGCUCUUGAAAACAUUUUUUUCAGCUUUUUUUGAUCCCAUUCUCGCAGUUUUAAAACUAAAAUGUUCUUUUUUUAGUCCGAUUUUGAUGAUUUUUCUAUUUAAAAAAAGCUUCAAACUUGAUUUUUUUCAUGAUAUUCGACCUCAAAAUUGACCCAUACGGAAACUUGACUGUUGCAAUCUCAUCAUUUUUCUCAGUUUUUCUCAAUAUUUUUCUAAGCUUUUUUUCGGAUUUUUUUCAAUCCAAUUCCCCCAACAUCCUCAUGAGUACCGUUUCCACCUGACUAUCCCAAAUAAUUCCGCAAACAUCCUAUUCCCACUACAAAUUCGGACCCUCAACCAUAAACUAACUGGUUUUGACGCGGAUAAUUAUUCGGUUACGGUAGCCGUGAACAAAUUGACGUAGAUUUGAGGGUACAGUAGGACUUUUUCGAAGGAAGUGGAAGCUAGUUUUGAUUUUCAAAGAAAUAAAAAAGGCUCUGACGAUUUUGUAAUGUAAUCCAAGCGACUGGAGGAAUAAAGAUUCUUUUUUUUGACUUUAUACUUCUUAAAAUUAGGAUUGAAUGUGCUGAAUUGAAUUAUGAUGCAGAAAAGUGGGUGUUUUGGACUUGUUUUUUUUUUAAAUAAUUCAAUUUUUAACGGAAUUUGUGUGACUUUUCUCGAUUUUUGUCACCAUUUAUUUAAAUUGAAGGUUUGAGGUAAUUGUGGAAAGGUUCAAAACGUUAGGAGUACUUAAAAAAAGCUUCCGACUUGAAGCGACUCAAAACGCGACCGCGACGCUCUGAGCCAUUCCCAAUGCGACCAAGGUUUUUCAUCGGAUGCCCUUCUUUAUGAUAAAUGUUGUGGAGAGGCCAAAACGUAAAGAGUACGUCAAAACAGCUUCCGACCCGAAACAACUUGCGCGCUGACACAUCGGAAGCAUUACAGCCAGCUUGGCAUCAACUGCGACGCUCUGAGCCAUUCCCAAUGCGGCCACGUCGAUAAAAAUUGGUGAAUGGAGUUCGAUAUUAUAAGGUUUGUAAAGGUAAAACAGUAUCCGACCUUAAACGGCUUGCGCUCUGACUCAUGGGUAAGCGUUGGAGCAAGCCUAGCAUCAACUGCAAUGCGACCGCGAUGCUCUGAGCCAUUCCAAAUGCGACCAUGGCGUUUCAAAUCAAAGAAUGGAGAUCGAUAUAUGAAAAUCGAAGUCUUGAUUUAUUUUUUUACAUAUUUCGUUUUCGAUUCGAUAAUUUGCCAUUUGAACCGAACGCUAGGAGUACGUCAAAAAAGUUCCCGACCUAAAACGACUUGCGCGCUGACCCAUCGGAAAGCAUUGCAGAGUAGUUUUAUUGGGUCCUUAUCCGAAAAAAUAGUAUUUUCCACAUUUUAAGAUUACUCUGGAUUGGAAUUGAAGCUUUUUCGGAUAACUCUGUCAUUUAAACCGAACUAGAACCUUUCAAAAUAGUGAAAACAAGCGUUUUGAUUCAAAUUAUCUAUUUCAAAACCGUCUUCUCCCAAAAAGGAUAGAGCUCUCAAAAAUCGUGAAAAAACAAGCUUUUUAAUUGAAUCCUUCGAUUUUGAACCCGUAAACAUACUUUUUUUUAAUUUCAAUGAUUUUUGAAACGGGUCCAGGAAAACAGGAGAAUUUCCCAUUAGCCGUCCAUUAGUCGGAUUGAAAAAGGUUCGAAUUUCCGGCGAUCAACCCGGAAAUUUAUGUUUCGCUUCGGUUUUUGAAGAGGAAUAUGAAAAUAGGAGGGUUUUUCAGAACUUACCAUGCAAAAGGAGCGGAAAAAUACGCAUUUGUAAAGAUUUUUAUCUUUUGAAAAUCAUUUUUCAACUUCCAACUAGUGGAAGGAAGUCCGAAAUUUCUCUUAAAGUAUUUUUUUCAUUUUUUUCUUUAUUUAAAGUUUUUUUGACUUUCAGUUUUUUUACAAGAGAAAAAUCAAAAAAGAACCAAUUGAGUUCAAAUUUCUCAUAUCGAAUUCCCAAAUAAUCUGGGAAAGCGGAUUUACGUCAAAAGUUUCGCAGAAAAUUAAAAAAUCCUGGGAAAAUUUUCGAAUUUUCGGACCAAGUUUCAUUGAAAAGGGGAGAAAUUGAGUUUUCUUUAGAAAGUUCUAUGAAAAGCCAUUUUCUAUCAAUAAUUCUUUUAAUUAAUGUACGCGAGGCUAGACUAGAACCUACGUAAUCUUAUAAUAACUGGCUGAAAAACAAAGAUUCGCUAAACUUUUGUCUAUUUUUACCCGUAUCAAAGCAUUUCUGAUGAGUCAACAGCUGAAAACAAAGGGAUUUAUUUGAAAAAUUGGGAAACCUUGGUUGCAUUUGGAAUGGCUCGGAGUGUUAUUCCGAUUUUAUACGAUUCUAAAGCUGCUGGGAAGCUCUGGUUGCAUUUGGAAUGGCUUGAAGCGUCGCGGUCGCGUUGCGGUUUAUUUAGGGUCUCUUAUGUUGAUUUUAUAUGAUGCUAAACCAACUGGGAAAGACUUGGACGCGUUUGGAAUGGCUGAAAGCGUCGCGGUCGCGUGGCGGUUUAGUUAGGCUCUCUCAUGUUGAUUUGGUAUGAUGCUAAACUUACUGGGAUAGUCUUGGCCGCAUUUGGAAUGGUUAAAAGCGUCGCGGUCACGUUCCUCCACUUAGUCGAUUUCAUAAAAUGCUGAACCUGCUGGAAAAGGCUUUCUCGCAUUUGGAAAGGAUCUAUUUGGCCAAUUUUAUAGGAUGCUAAACCCGCUUGGAAACUUUGGUCGCAUUUGGAAUGGCUCAAAUGCGCUGCGGUCGCGUUACGGUUUAGUUAGACUUCAUUUAGCUGGUUUCAUUGGUUGGAGCCCGUUUUGAAAAUAUCUGACCCCCUUACGCGCAAGUCGUUUUGAGUCGGGUGCGUCGAGCCAUGCCACGUGCGACCUCCAAAUUUUGACUAUUUUUUGAUUGCAAACCUUUUUUCGACCAAAAAUCAAAGUUUCGCUAGUCUCACUGCAUAUUUCAACACGUUUUUCAUCUCAUGAAUAAAUGAAAAAUCACGUUUUCUUGAGGAAAUACAUUUCGUAGAUCCGUUAUUUACUAGAUUUUCAACACACGUGCCGCCCCCACAGGCCCUUUUUUCACCGUGAAUAAGCUUUGAAGACUUAUUAGUUUGUCAGAAAAAACCAAAUUCCAGCUUAAUGGCUUAUUUCGCGUAGAAAAAAACGAGGCGAAAACACGGCCUUUUGAAUAAUUAUUAUACAAGAACAAGGGCUUGUGAGGGUGUUUUUGAAGCUUUUUUCUGAGGGAAAAUAGACAAAUGUUUUAUUAUUUAGAACUUGAGGUGACUAUACGACGGAAUUUUCAUUUUUUGAAAUUUAUCUCAGGGGUAUUUUCUGAAAGUUCUUGACAAAUUUGUUGAAUUUUUUUCAAUUUUUGAGCUUUUUACUGGCUUUUCUCGUUUAACAAGAUGAAAUUUGAACUACAAACCAUGAAUUAUGAACCUAAUAAUUUCGAAACUUCACGUCUGGAUGUACAAAGUAAACAUUGGAAAAAUAGAAUUCCCUCAAUGGCCGACUCGAAUUUCAUGAAUUCCCCCACUCGGGCGCCAAAGUUUCACUCCUUUUUCGCUUCAUUGAGAAUAUUCGGGAAUAUUCAAAAAAAAAACUCUGAAAAAUUCCAGAGUGGUCCCCAUAGGGGCUCUUGGAGGGUGACCUCUAGUGACCACUUUUACCAGCCCCUAUAGGGGUCACUAGAGCUCGAAAAAGUCGUCCCUAUAGGGGUUUAAUUAGUAGCCCUUAUAGGGGCAUUCUAGUUGAUAAUUUUGAGAAGGAUUUCCAUAGGAAAAAUUUAAUAAGUAAGCAUUUUUUGAAUAAAAUUGAGAGAUCCCUUUAGGGACCACUUUUUCGGCUCCUAAAAAGGGGUGUUUUUUUCCUUCUAACCCCUAUAGGGAUCACUUUACAAUUCUUCAGAAUUAAUCGAUGAUUUGAAAGUUAGGGCUUUAAGUUGUUAAUGUUGAAUAAAGAAACUAAUGACGUCACUAUACUGAAAUUUUUGGAAAAUGACGUCAUCAGGAGGUUGUGACGUCAUUCUAAAAAGUAUUUUUAGUUUUUAAAGAAAAUUUUUCGAACUGAUAAUUUUAUUAAUAAUAAUCCGAUUCAAAGAUAUACGUCAUCUUUAAAAAAAGCUUAGAAAAAUCAUUUUUGACGACGUCAUAAAAAAAUUUUUAUUUUUGGGUAAGGUUACAGUUUCAGUUCUAAAAACUAAUGCUACUUUUUUUCGUUAUUUUUUUAGUUAUAAUUUUUAUUGGUAUAUUUAAUAUAUCCUUGAUCUAGCCUCAAAAUUUUCUUUUUGAUUGGAAUCCUUGAUUUUUUUCCCUAUCCCUUUUCGGAACUUCAAAGAUCCCGCCAAAACAAUCCUCAUAUGACACAUUUUGAUUUUUUUAAUUUAUAAACGUUUUCUUCCGCGUGUAGGUGGAGAUCAGAUUGCUCGAAUAUUUGAUCCCAAAGCCGUUUAGAAUGGUUAAUUGCGCUCCAAUGAUGAAAAACUUUCGUGGGAGACUCCGCGAGGCAAAUUGGUUUCUCGGGUUGGAAGAUUCUUUGGGGAGGUUUUGUGGGGAAAAUGAAGGACGGAAAAAGUUCAAUUGAUCCUUUAAGGUUCAUAAAAGAAGAAAAAUAUCGACAAAGAUCCUAAAAAGGGGCAAAAAUUUCUCGGCUGCUUUUUUUUAGUUUAUCGAGAAAAAAAAACCUUUUUCUUCUUUUCAGCCUUUUUUAUUACCUCGAGAAGGAUCUUGAAAGAUAUUUUUGUAACUGCUUUUUCGGUAUUUUCAGACUUGGUAGCAUUAGUUUGGUAAAAUCAAGGUUUUUAAUUUUUUAAGCCUGGAUUUUUCAAAAUUGAGUUGGUGGAAUGGAUUUGGAAAGUUAAUGAAUAGAAUGUGACAUUUUAAAAAUUGUAAAAAUCGUGGUUUUCUGAAACCACCAGUAAUUGGAAAACUAUUAAAAAAAAGAAAAUUAAAAAAAUUUACAAACUUUUUUUCAGACUACGACGAUGGCUUACUAGAUGGCGACUACUUUGCAGCUUGUGAGUUUUUUUCUUUGAAUAUUUUUCAAUUUUUUGACCAUUUUUAUGAGUCUUCAAAGAAAACUGAUCUCACUCAAAAAGAAAAUCAAAAUCCAAAGUUCAAAAUUUUUUUCCUUUCUCAAACGAGUCAAUGACGAUUUUUCCCAUACCCAGUUUCUAUAGCAAAAAUUGUACUUAUCUGGACAAAGUUUCAAAAAUAAUCACGCGAUUUCCCUGAGAGAACAAAAUGACGAGAAGCUGGGGGAUUUUCUCGCAAAAAGCACGUUUCUUCUAAUUUUUUUUAGGGUAGAUUUUAGUGGCCACUUUAGGGUUUCACGUUUUAGUGGCUAUUGUAGUAGUUGAAUUACUAUGGUGAAAGCUAAACAGACAACUACUUUAGUGGCCACUGAAAAUAGAACUACUAGAGUGGUCACUAGAAAGAGAGCCAAUAUAGGGAGCACUCAGAAAUAUAACUACUAUAGGGGCCACUAAAAAGAGAACUACUGAAGGGGCCACUAGAAAAAGAGCCACUACAGGGGGCACCCAGAAAUAUAACUACUCAAGUGGUCACUAAAAAGAAAAUUACUACAAGGACCACACAUAGUAUGUCACAUACGCCAGACAGAUCGCAUUUCGGUUUUUUUUCGGUAAUGAAGGAAUAUUGAAAAGGUAAACUCACUUUGACAAAGAUUAAAUUCACUAAAUUGCUGAGCCGAUUUUUAAAUUUUAGAGUUUUUUUUAGGAUAAUAUAGGGAACAAUUUUUGAGUUAUUCCCGUUUUUUUUCAAAUUAAACUUCGGCCAAUUAUCGUUUUCUUUUUCUCCGUAGUUAUUCAUAGUAACAGAGGUUUCCUUUUGUUUUUCUAUGAAGAAAAUGGUAUUUUUUAAGCUUAAUAGCCAUUUUUAAGUUUAAAAAAACAGUCUGACCUGUCUGCGCCCUCUUUUUCCCUCGGCGGCGAGGUCAUAGAAAAAUUAAGAGUAAGUAAAAUUGAGAGAGGGCAAAAAAAAAAUGAACUUACCAUUUUUAUUUUACUGAAUUUCCUUCCCUUAAUCAACGGCCCAUAAAAAGACUUAUGUAUUUUUGAACUUUUUUUAAAAUGAAAUUUUAUUUAAAAAAAUUUAAAUUUUUCUCGAUAUCUUUCGAUGUCUUGUUUGAUUUAUAAACAACUUCAUUGAUUUUUUUGAACCACUUUUUCAAAUUUUUCUAAAUCUUUCAGUCAGGAUCCCAUAAAAGAGCUGUUUGGAUUUAUUGAAUGGAAUUUCUUUUGAAAAAAAUUUUUCCACCAUUUUCAAUGUAUCGAUUUUAAGCCACUUUUUUUACUGAAUUUUUCGAAAUUCGAAGCCCAUAAAACGCUGGUUGAACUUUUUUUGGCAUCAAAUUUCAUACCAAAGGCAAAUUUUUCUCGUAUCUCUUGAUCAAAGGGCUGUUUGAACUUUUUUUGGCAGGGAAUUUCAAUGAAAAAAAUAAUUUUUUUCCCCAUUCUCAAUUUUUUUGUUGUAACGAUUUCAAGCCACCCUUUACUGAAUUUUCGAAAUUUGAAACUCAUAAAAAGGCUGUUUGAACUUGUUCGAAGGCAAUGUUAUACAAAAAGGAAAAAUUUUUUUCAUCAAUUUCAAUGUCUUGAUUGAUUUUUUUGUACCAUUUUAUUGAUUUUUUUAAGUCAAUUUUCACUCAAAUUCUUCAAAUUUCUCAAUCAGGACCCCAUAAAAGGACUCGUAGUAUAAAAAUCUUUCGAAAAUAAGACAUUUUUUUCAUCAAUUUCAAUGACUUUUGUAUCGAUUUUGAGCCGUAUUUCAUUGAUUUUUUGAAAUCCGAGACCCGUAAAAGGCUGUUAGGACUUUUUAGAAGAGAUUUUUAUACAAAAGGCAGAUUUUCUCGUAUCUUUCAAUGUCUUGAUUGAUUUUUGAACCACUUUAUUGAUUUUCGAAACCAAUUUUCAUUGAAUUUCUUCCAAACCCUCAAUCAAGGGCUCAUAAAUGGCCUCUUUGAACUUUUCGGAAGGAAAUUUUUUCGAAAAUAAGACUUUUUUUUUCAUCAAUUUCAAUGCAUUUUGUGUCAAUUUUGAGCCAUAUUUUAGUGAUUUUUCGAAAGUAGAGGCCCAUAAAAGGGCUGUUUGAUUUUUUGGGUAGGAAAUUAUAUCCAAAAGGCAAAUGUUCUAGUAUCUUUGGAUGUCUUAAUUGAUUUCUAAACCACUUUAUUGGUUUUUAAACCUUUUUAUUGAUUUUAAAAACCAUUUUUUCUAUGAGUUCCUUCGAAUCCCUCAAUCAGAGGCCCAUAAAAGGGCUGUUUGGACUCGUUGGAAGGGAAUUUUUUCGAAAAUAAGACUUUUUUUUUCAAUUUUAAUGUUCUUUCCACCGGAUUUUUGAGCCAGUUGGCACUCAUUUUUUCAAGUAUCUUAAUCUAGGAUCCAUAAAGGCUGUUUGGACUCGUUGGAAGAGAAUUUUUUGAAAAUAAGACAUUUUUUCAUCAAUUUCAAUGUCUUUUGUACCAGUUUUGAGCCAUAUUUCAUUCAAUUUCUCCAAAUCCCUCAAUCAGAGGCCCAUAAAAGGGCUGUUUGGACUCGUUGGAAGGGAAUUUCCUUCGAGAGGUCUCUGUGUCUUUCUUUCGGUCGCAACAGUUGGCCAUUCAAUUCACGCCUCUUUGAACACGCUCUUAAUACAUAUACACACACAAAAGGAGAGAGGACACACUUCUCGGCCCUUUGAUGGUCUUCUUUUUCCUUUUUCCUUUUUCUUUUCGUCCCUUUUCGGAUUCUCGAACCGAAAACCGACGGGGAAAAGAAGGAGGAGGUCUUUGAGAUCAAAAAACCGAGGAAAAUUGAAGGGUUCAGUAAAGUUGCUCUAUUGAUAAAAAAAUGAGCAUCCUUGCAAUUUUUGAAGUGAAAAAUUCUAAUUUUUUUAAAAAUUUUUUUGAAAAAAACAAUUUUUUUGUGACUUUUUUUCUCAACGGAGCUUGGUCCACAGGGGAGCAAUUUUUUUAAAAAAAUUUCCAAAAAAAUAAUGAAUCAAGUCCUGGAAGUACAAAAAGGCUUCAAAAACUUUGAGGUAAAAAGUCUCGAAAAUUAUAAAAGUCAACUUUAUCAGUGGAGCGUACUUUCUGAGGCUGAGGAUAUUUUUAAGUUCAGCAAAUUUGCUCUAUUAAUAAAAAAAUGGACUUUUUUUAGGGAUUUUUUUGGAGUAUUUUUUUCAGAUCAAAUAAUCUUCAUUGUCGAUUACUCGAGUUUUUGGAAAAAUGGGAUUUUUUUAAAAAUUUUUUUGGCUUUUUUUCCUCAAUGGAGCUGGGUUCAUAGGGGUGCGUUUUUUUGAAAAAUUUUUUUCUAAUAAAAAUGAAAUUCAGCUAAUUUGCUCUAUUGAUAGAAAUGGACUUUGUAACGAUAUUUGGAGUAUUUUUUUCAGACCGAAUAAUCUUCAUUCUCAAUUACUUAGAGCUUUUGAAAACAUUUUGAAAAAAACUGAUUUUUUUUAAAUUUUGGCUUUUUCUCAACGGAGCUUGGUCCACAGGAGGAGCAUUUUUUAAAAAGAAAUUUCCAAAAAAAUAAUGAAUCAAGUCCUGGAAGUACAAAAAAAUCUUCAAAAAAACUUUGAGGUAAAAAGUCUCGAAAAACUAUAAAAAGUCAACUUUAUCAGUGGAGCGUACUUUCAGAGGCUCUUAAAAAUAUUUUUAAGUUCAGUAAAUUUGCUCUAUUGAUAAAAAAAUGGACUUUUUUUAGGGAUUUUUUUGGAGUAUUUUUUUCAGAUCGAAUAAUCUUCAUUCUCGAUUACUUAAUUGAAAAAGUAUUUUUUUGGAAUUUUUGGCUUUUUUCCUCAACGAAGCUGUGUCCAUAGGGGGAGCGUUUUUUUAAAGAAUUUUUUUCUGAAUCUAAGUCCUGGAAGUACAAAAAGGGCUUCAAAAAAAUAUUGUAUUUGAAAAGAAUUGAGAAUAAAAAAAGAUCUCAGGGUCACGAAAAGGCAAAUUAUCAUUUUAAAAAAAAAUCUUGAUUAUCACGUAUUUUAGUCACUUUUUUUCGACGAGUUUUUCAAGCUCCUCAACAUUUUUCGGUUACUUUUUUCAAGUUUUUAUGAAACUUCUCAAAAAUUGAAGUGAGAAAUGUCGAAAAUUCAAUUUUAUCUGCGGAGCGUACUUUCUGUGGCUGAGGAUAUUUUUGAAGGCCAUUUUUGAUUUUUUUGAUUUUUGGUUAUAAGAUUAUUUUUUUCGGACAUUUAACUUGAUAUUUCUAUUUCUCGCCCAAUUAGGUACACAUGUCUUUUUCUCAGAGUCUUUGGACUUAUUCAAAAAAAAAUCAAUAAUUAAGAACAAAAAAACUUAACUUUUUGCACAAAAUGACCUUACUUUUCUUUUUCACUAAUCCGGCCUUCAGACGUAAUAACUUCAUUGUCACCUGAACACAAAAGAGAUUAUUAUUGUUAUUAUCAAUAUAAGGUCCGAUUCUUCUUCGGUCAACAUUCUUUUUCUACUUCCAAGACGAGUUCAUAGAGCUUUUGACGUCACAAAACGGGGGUCGGAAGGCUUGAAAUAGUCGCCAGGAAGAAAAAAAAAACUUUGAAUACAUUAAUUUGAUGGAAAAAGAAUUUCAAUGAUUUUUCUUCUGUUGAAAAAUGACCUAUGGUUGUAUUCCAGAAGGAAAAAAGAACGAAAUAGACGGUUUUAAUCAAAAUUACCAUUUUUUGGGGCGAUGGGUUACUGUAGCUCGUUCAAGGUCCGCAAGCACGUUGACGACACCUCAGCUAAUAUCCCUAAAGAGGCCUCUUUUCGCUAAAUUUUUUUCAAUGUUUUCUGAUAUUUCUGUUAUUCCAAGCUUCAUCUUAUGGUCUUUUUCGCCAGAAGGACCUUUUUUUCAAGGUUUUUUUUUUAUUUUCACGUGAUUUUCUAUCUUUUUUUUCUGUACUGUAAAAAAUAAUUUAAUUGGAAAUUUCACAUUUGACGCCUAAUUUUUGUAAAGUUCAAUCCAAUUUUUUUAUUUCAAAACCUUUUUACUUCAGUAAAACCUUUGUGGCUUCAUAAAAAAAAUGUACUGAUUAGUAGUUUGGCGUGAUUAUGACUUUUUCGAGUUUAAAAAAAUUUUCUAUUUCUUAAGAACGCGCCAAUCACAGUGUUCCCAAACGGACGGCAGCUGUGGUCAGUAGGCGUGGCUGACUGCAACAGCGGCACGGUUUAUUGCAAUAGGUGCGCGGGGAUGAGAGUCAAGUUUUGUGGAUUUAGUGGUUGGAAAAAAAGACCAUUAAAUGAUGUUUUUUUCCUAGGUUCUCGCAAGUUUUUCAAAGAUUUUUUUAAUGUGUAUUAAAUUAUAACGAACAAAUUUAAAUGAAAAAAAGGGACGAAAAAAAGUUUUUUUGCAAAACAAAAUAUCUCCCAAAAAUGUCGUUUUUUUAGGAAAAACUCGUCAAAUCGAACUUCCAAAGGGAAAAAUUGAGAAAAAAAGCUCAAAAGCACUUCUCUUAAGAAAUACCAUUUGAACGUUUUAAAACAAAAAAACAGAUACAUAAUAGCUUGUGCGAAUAAAGUUGUCACCCAAAAAUGACAUUUUUCAAAAAAAUAAAUUUGUCGAAUACUGCCUCGAAAAAUUUUUGAGAAAAAAAUUUCACAGCGUUUCUCUUAAGAAAGUCCAUUUGAAAAUUCUAAAACAAAAAACAAACGAAAUAUCUUAUGCGAAAUAAGUUGUCAUCAAAAAUGUCAUUUUGAUGCGAAUUUCUGUGACGAGAACAAUCGAAAAUCACUUCAAAUCUCUGCAAAACACGAUAAACACGUUUUAAAACACAUACAAUGUGAAAAAAAUACAAAAGAAUGGUAAAAUACGCAAGAAAAAGAGAAAAAACCGUAUUAAAAGUGAAUGAAGUUUUGUGGGGGUGACACGCGCCGCACCGCGUUGCGUUAGAAAAAACUCGCGUUUUCGCCCCAUUGCGACGACCUUUUUUUUCACUUGCCGCCGUCUCUUUUGGAACACUGUGCAAUGGGUUUUAUGAGCUUAAAGCUUGGUUCUUCUUUUUUUUUUGUUGCGAAACUUUGCUCCAUGAUUUUUAUUAUGGAUGAAAGUUGAUUAUAGUAGUUUUUGACAUUUUCCGCAUAAUCCAUUUUUUAACGUUUUGAGUGGAUUAUUUUUUGGGAAUUAUCUUUAUUCAUCUAGGAAAUGCCUAAGUUUCCUUUGAAGGUUAAAAAUCAAUUUUUUCAAUAGGAAAUCUGAAAAAUUUCCCGUUUCUCGGUUGAAGAAGCCAAUGAGGUUAAACUGGAGAAAAGUCGGAACGGCCGCUAAAAGAAAAAGGCUCAAAAAAGGCACCGGAAAGGCAGCAAAAAGGCAGCAAAAAGGUUGCAGAAAGGCAGUAAAAAGGAACCUUUCGAACCUUUCUAUGAAGCCUUUUUUCUCCCUUUCGACUUUGCCGGUUUAUGUACCGAAAAGUUUCGGUUUUCCUUUUUUUUAAACGGUGUAUAUUUUAUAGAGGAUUUUUUUUCAUAAUACAAAUACUUAUCUAAAAAUCCAGCAUUCAUGAUUAUUUUCCAGACGUGAAGAAAGGCGGACCCCAAGGCCCCCUCCGUUUCGGAAAGCGACGCGGUCCUUCCGGCCCUCUCCGGUUCGGAAAAAGAUCCGACUUGCUCGGCGACCAACGUCCGCCCUACUACUGA